AUGACUUUGGGUGACCCCUAUAGCCCUACCCCAUCCAGGUGGAUUCUCUCCCGAACUAACGAUGGGACCACCGUCCAAGCUCUCACCAGUUACGGAGCCCCCACUUUCAGGUUUGACCUCUGUGCCCUCUUGGGACCAGGAUGGAAUCAAAACCGGGCUAUGCGGGACCCUAUCGCUGGGGGAAGGGGAUACUGCCCCACUAUUCCCACCACUCCAACCAUACCCGGGGCAGGGGAAGUGAGAAUCAGAAGUAUUGAAUUCUAUGUUUGUCCGGCCACGGGGAAUCCUUCCUGUCAGGGUAGUAAUCACUUUCACUGCGCAGAAUGGGGUUGUGAGACUGUGGCCAGGUGGAUUCCUAGGGGCGGCCGGGACCCCCUAAUCACCCUGGAGAGACAAAGCCCCCUCCCCGCCUCCUGCUGGCCUGGGAAAUGUAACCCUAUGAUUCUAACAGUCAAGCAGGACACUGAUGACUCUUGGAAUCUCGGGCAUUUUUGGGGUUUAAGGUUAUACAUGACUGGGUGGGAUAAUGGGGUCCUUUUUACCAUUCAGAAAAUCGCAGUUCCCACCCGUACACUCCCAAUAGGUCCGAAUCCCAUCCUUAACCCACAAGCCAUGUUGACUCUCGCCCCACCAUCUGUUAGGGACCUGGUACCAGAGGCUCCCGAAAAUCCAGAGACCCUCACUAACCUAGACAAGCCUAGACUUACCCUAGACGAUGUCCAGGGCAAAGGAAUGUGUUUGCUCGGGCCUGACUACCCGCUGCGGUCCUCCCCGUUCAACGCUACGUGCACUUCAGUCAUUCUUAUUUCCCCCACAUCCAAAAGCUCUGACCUCCUGUUAACCGCCCCACCUGGAGUAUGGUUCGCUUGUACCAGAGGACUCACCACCUGCAUACAGGACAUUCGUUUCCUCAACCCGACCGAGCUCUGUGUAGUAGUGCAUGUCUUUCCUCAGGUAUAUGUCUACUCAGAGGAAGGGGCAGCUGAGCAUUUUGGCCUAACUCGCUCCAGGAGGGCUGUACCUAUCUUGGUUCCUAUAUUGGUGGGACUCGGAGUGGCCGGCUCCGCUGCUGUUGGGGCCUCAGCCCUGAUACAGGGGAAAGCCAACUACGGUGCCUUGAGUGCACAGGUAGACAGGGACCUACGCUCCUUGGAAGAGCUAGUCUCACACCUUGAGACUUCCCUAGACUCUCUGGCCGAAGUGGUUCUCCAGAACCGCCGAGGCUUGGACCUACUGUUCCUCAAACAGGGAGGCUUAUGCAUGGCGUUGGGAGAAACCUGCUGUUUCUACGCCAAUCGGUCUGGAGUUAUUCGGGAGUCCUUGCAAGCCUUUAGGCAGCGGUUAGAUGAGAGGGACCGCGCACGGGCAACGGGGUCUUCUUGGUAUCAGACCCUGUAUAAUUGGUCCCCCUGGCUAACCACCCUACUCUCCGGAGUGGUGGGCCCUCUGGCCCUUCUCCUCCUUGGGUUACUCGUGGCCCCUUGUUUCAUAAAAUGCAUAACCCGCUAUGUCCAGAAACGAGUGCAAGCACUCCAGUUGUUUGUCCUGCGUCAAUCCUAUGCUCCUCUGGACUCUGAUGAGUCCCCUGUCUGA
Messenger RNA from Vombatus ursinus (common wombat), 1593 nucleotides. Its product is annotated as endogenous retrovirus group S71 member 1 Env polyprotein-like. NCBI's taxonomy places the organism in Eukaryota, Metazoa, Chordata, Mammalia, Diprotodontia, Vombatidae. The coding region runs from base 1 to 1593 and encodes 530 amino acids. The record is from RefSeq and is a predicted model, not a curated record. The transcript has 2 exons.